GGUAUAAUAAAAAUUUUCUUACUUCUUUUUGUAAUAAAAAAUAUGGAAGGAAGUUCAAGUCAGAGUGGAAAUUCUUCUACCAAUACUGCUUCUGGUAGCUUAGAAAAUAACGACCCUGUUUCAUAUAAAACGAUUUUGUAUGAAAAUAUGUCCAACAAUCGUAUCCUUCUCAAAUUAGAAGAGGAUGAAUUCAUUACUCCAGAUGAAAAAGUAGAAGAACUUUUAAAAAAUCUAACUAAACCAAGUUAUUUGUAUGCACUUAAAUUACUUUUUGAAAAUUUACAAAAUGAAUUUUCGUCUCAAGUUUUAGAAAAUUCAUUAGAAGCUUUAGUUGAUACUUCUUUUAAACAUUAUUCAAAAGAAAGUGUAGCUAGAUUGGAAUUACAUUUAAGAAUUUUGGUUACUGUUUUAGAACGGAUAUGUUUUUCACCAAUAGUACUUAGUAAAGAACUUCGAGAUAAAGUUUAUAAUUCUUUAGCAAAAUUUGCAGAAAUUCAUCGUAAAACAACUCAGGUUAUCGAAAUAGGACUUGAUAAUAAUUUUAGAACAAAUUUUAAUCAAUUCAAUCAACAAAAUAAUGAUCAAAUUGCAAUUAAAAAGCGUAAUUAUAAUAUUGAUUUUUUAUUAAUCCAUUUACGAGAUACUCUUCAUAGUUUACGUGAUGAUGAAACUUGGUUUCAAGAAAUUAUACGAAGAACUAAAGAUUUUCUUAAAGCUGCAUUAAAUAUUACGCCAGGAAUUUUAUCAAUAGCAGGAGUUACUCUACCAAAUGAUAAUUGUUCAAUCUUAUCAAUGCUUACUCAAGUACGUCAGAGUUUAAGUUUUAAAUAUCCAGUAGCAUCUUAUUAUGUAGAUUGGAGAAUUAUGUUAAUAAUUCAACAUAAUCUUUUCAUUUGGUCUGAAAGUGAAAAGAUUAUAAGUAAAAAAUUUGGAGAAUUAGUAUUAAUGGAAUAUAUUUGGAGUUUUUUGGAAAGAGAAUGGGUUAAUGCUGAGGACAAAUCUAUUUUAGAUUCUCAAACAAAAUUUGAUGAAGUAUCAAAUAAAGUCGCUAAAGCUUUGAAAAAUACUGGAGGCUUUUUAAAUGAACUUGCUGGAAAUGAACCUAUAGCACUACCACAUAUUUUGUGGUUUGGAAUAUUAGAUCUUGCACAAAAUCUUAUCCAAAGAUCAUCUCGAAUAGCAACAUAUGGUCUUUGUUAUUAUUUAGCAAUUGAAUCACUUAAUAAAGCACCAAGCAGUUUUAUUCAGUUUAAAUCUAUUGAAUUAUUAUUACAUUUAUAUAAUAUUGAUAAUAAAAUGUUUUCAAUGAUUGAAAUUGAUUUUGAUCAAUACACACAAAAAUUAAGUGAAAAUAAUUUGGAAGAUUCUUUAGAAAAAUUUCGAAAUUUAUUAACUUUUGUUAAAGAGAAAUACCAUGAAGAUUUAAAAAUUCUAAGUAAUAAUACUGGAAAAGAAAAAGAGGGAAAAGGAAAAAAAUCAAAUCAAAAUUCAUAUUUAAAGAAAGAACAAAUAUCAAAUUCUAACAUUUUAGAUGUUAUAGCAGAUGAAAUUACUUGUCCAAUUAAUAGUGAACCAACGGAUCAAUUAUGUAUUUUAAAAUGCCAACAUAUGUUAGCAUUAAACAAUUUAAAAAAGUUGAAGCAAAAAAUAUGUCCCAAUUGUCGAGAAAAAAUUGAAGAUAAUGAUAUUAGAUAUUUAUCACAAAAUUCAAUUUAUAAAAAUUUAUAUACAAAAUUUUUUGAAUCUGGACAUAUUUUACCUUCAAUUGAAUUAGAAAAUUCCGAUCAAUUAUAUGAAACUGACGAUUCAGAUAAUUCAGAAGUUGAACUCAUAUUAACUAAAAAAAAGAAAUUUAUGAAUCCAAUUAUUAAAUUUAAUUCAAAAAUAUCAUCCUCAAUACUUUCAAGAAUUACAAAAAAACAACAUCCAACAUAUCAAAAUAUUAUAAAAGAAAUAAAUGAAAAAAAUUAUGAAAAAGCUGAAUCUUUAUGCAAAGAAUUUAUAAAUUUUUUUCCUAAAAGUUAUUCAUUAAGAUGUAUUUUAGCGUAUAUUUAUAGAUGUCUUAACAAUUACGAACAAGCUCACUUUUUUUUAAAGGAAGCUAUUGAUUUAAAUCCAAAAAGAUCAGUUGCUUAUUUUAUUUGUGGAGAAAUAUUUUUUAGACAAAAUGAUUAUGGUGAAGCAAUAUAUAAUUUAAAAGAAACAAAUUAUUUAGAAAGGUCAAUAAUUUAUAAAGCAAAAAUAAAUAACUCAUAUAUAUUACUCGGAAAUAGUUACUUAUUACGUGGUCAUUAUGCUGAUUAUGAUGGUUAUUAUGAUGAUGAUGAUGAUUAUGAUGAUUAUGAUGAUUAUACAGAAGCUAUAAAAAAUUAUAAUAUUGCAUUAAAAAAUGAUCCAAAUAAUUAUUUAUGUCUUAAAAAUUGCGCAUACGCUUAUGAAAUAAAAGAAGAUUAUUUAAGUACAUUAAAUUUAUUAGAUAAAUUAUUAAAUAUCAAUAAGGAGGAUUCUUUGGUUUUAUGUUAUUAUGGAGAAAGUUUAUAUAAUAUGACACAAUAUAGAAAAGCUAUAUCAUACUUUACAAAAGCUUAUACUAUAGAUCCAGAAAACAUUCAUAAUUUGAAUAGGAGAGCUAUUACAUACUAUAUUAUUAAGGAAUAUGAUAAAGUAUUAUCAGAUCUUGAUAAAAUAAUACAAUUAGAUCCAUUAAAUAGUUCAGCAUAUUAUCUUAAAAGUUUAACGUAUUAUACAAAGAAUGAUAAUAACAAUGCUAAAGUAUCAUUUAAAAAGUAUGCAGAAUUAUUGAAUUCUGAUAAUGAUUUAGCAAAGGUUCAUUUAUUUUAUCUAGAAUACUUGCUAAAUAAUAAUAGUUCUAAAGAUUUAAACGAUAUAUUAACAAAAAUCGAUCAAAUUCAUAAUUAUAGUUCUUUUGAAUAUGAAUUUCUACAGUUUAUUAAAUGCAAAAUUUAUAUUGAAUUAAAAGAGUAUAGUAAAGCAAGACUAGCUUUAAAUAAUAUAUGGAACUUUGUAUUUAUUAGUUAUAUUAUACAAGAGCAUCCAGAUUUUUGGUCAUAUUUAUAUGAAGUUUGUGAAAUUAACAAAAAUGAUUUUACCGAAUUUGGAAUUGUCGAUGAAUUUAGUAAAUAUAUGUAUGAAGAACAUGAUGUAUAUUUUGUUUCAAUUCUUACAAAUUUGAAUAGUGAACUUUGUCAAUUUCAAGAAAGUGAUAUAAGCAGUUUAUCAGGGCUGGUAUUGUCUUCUAAAAAUGGAAAUCUUCGUUUGGUUUUGCCUAUGCUAAAAAAUUAUAAGAAUUAUUUAAUUUGUAAAAUGAAUGUCAAAAAAAUAUUAUCUAAGGAUUGCUUUAUAAAAUUUAUAAUCAAUGACAAUUAUCAAGAUUGUAUGUUAAAACAUAAAGAUGUAUCAAAACUUGAGGGGUUAGGUUGGAUAGAAUAUCAGAUUUCAGAAUAUAGGCCACUUGAUGUUCAACUUUCAAUUGAAAUAAAUUCUAUUGAAAUGCAAAUAGAAUAUAUUCGAUUUGGAAGUAAUCCAAGAAAAGUAGCUUACAUUCCCGACAUGAGUUUUAUAAGCUAUUUGUUACCAGAUUAUCACAAAUUUUUCUCAAAUGUUCCAGAAACUUUCAAAGACAAGUAUUUUUCAAGAAAAGAAAUGGAAAAUUUACUUGAUUUAAAAGAUAUCCUUAACAGCUUAUAAUUAUAUACUUUUCUUAAUAUUAUCAUUUUUGCUAUAUUCAACAUACUUCAGAAAAUUUUUUAAAUAUUAAAUAAAAAGAAAAUCAUUCGUUUCAAGAAUUUAUUAUUGAAUAUUAAAAUUGAUACCUGUUGGAAUUUACAUCUACUCCUGGAAAAAUGCACAAACAAAUUUGUAUGGUGUAGAAUACUUCAUAAAAUGUUUAGUUACUCAACUUUAUAGUAAGUGAUAAAAUAUUAUAUAAAACAUUUAUUCAAAUUUUUAAUUAUAUUAGUUAAAUUUGACAGCCAAUGUUUUGUUAUUAAAGACAAGCAUCACUGAAUAAAAUGUAUCGUAUAUUAAUUUAUUUGAUACAAUAAAUCUUUACUAGA
Molecule: messenger RNA, 4076 nt
Organism: Rhizophagus irregularis DAOM 181602=DAOM 197198
Lineage: Eukaryota; Fungi; Glomeromycota; Glomeromycetes; Glomerales; Glomeraceae
Molecular function (GO): protein binding
Source: RefSeq, a predicted model, not a curated record